AUGACGCUUCCACCAUGCUUUCAAGCGGAAUUUGUCGAUUCGGCCAAGCUGAUCAGGCCCAUCCCCCCAUCUCCGACGCCCAUCACCAAGGCGUACGAUGACGUCAUCCGGUUCAUCCAGCAGGGCAAGAUCAAGGAGGCGAAGACCAUAGUGCGGACGCAGCACUGGCCCAUCGACCACGUGAACCGGGGCGACUUGUGGCGCAAGCUGUGCCAAGGCCACGUCAAGAUGGGGAUUCCCGAGGGCUUCUACGAGAGCACGGUCAAGGAGUCCCUGGACGGCCUGUGGCCCAUCAGCAUGCCGGCCUUCACGGACCCCAUCUUCGGCGAGGACUACAUGCUCUCCGCCGAAGGGCAGCGGCGCGCCGAGCGGGUGCUGUACGUGGUGUCCGUCAACUACCCUUUCAUCACCUACUGCCCCAUCCUGCACCCGGUCGUCUGCCUGCUCCUGCACUACCUCACCGAGGAGCAGACGUACGAGUGCGCCUGCGCCCUCAUCGAGGGCACCGUAGUGCGCCACCUGAGCCAAACGCGGCUCAUGUACGACACGUCGGCCCACACGCUCAUGAAGCUGACCAAGAACCUAGCGAAGAAGACGUACAACAAGCUACUGCGCAAGGUACAGCGGGAGGAAGACCUGGAGAAGAUAUUUCUGACGUGGCAGCUAUGGAUCUUCCGCGGGCUGCCCUUCUACCACCUGGUGCGGACCAUGGACUGCUUCCUAAUCGAGGGAGUGAGGGCGCUCUACCGCGCCGCCAUGGCCAUACUCAUCCUGUUCGUCCACGACCACUCGAAAGAAUAUCCCAACGAGUCGAUGUUCACCAGAAUUUUCGGACCCUCCGGCGAAGGCGGGAUGGAUGCGGCCGGUGCCUUCUUGGACCGGGUCGUAUUGUACCUCAGGGACAUGCCGUACAAUGUGGACUUUUUCCUCAAGACUGCCUACGGCAUACAGGGCGUCAGCGCGAAGGUGCUCAACGAUCAGCUGCUCAAGUCCGAGGCGUACGUGCGGGGACACGCGGGCAAACGACUGGUGGGCUCGCCGUCCUCGGACUCCGGCAUCAUGAGCGACCGUCUAGAGAUCACCUCGUCUGUACUACGCAUCAAGAAGAGCCGAUACAGCGCUCCGUGCACCAUGGCGACCGGCAUAGCCCAGCUUUCCAACUUCCACUCGGAGAUUCUCAGCCACGAACAGAUGUGCGUCCUGUGGAACUGGCUGCCGCCGCGCAUCACGACGCUCCAGCCCGAGCUCAUCUACUCGACCAACGAGCACGGCAGCAGCCUGACCAACUUCUACGUACACACGGACACCUGGGAGCCCACGGUGCUGGUGCUGCUGACGACGCGGGGCGAGCGCUUCGGCGCCUACUGCUCCACCCGGUGGAUGGAGCGCAAGCAGGCCUACUUCGGCACCGGAGAAACGUUCCUCUUCACGUUCGCGCCGCAGGCCAAGCGCUUCGCCUGGAUCGGCGUGGGCGCGGCGCGCGACGUGCCGCACUCGGCCAAGCUGUUCAUGUCCGCCAACCAGACCAUGAUCCUCGUCGGCGGAGGGAACGGCAUGGGCCUGUACAUCGACCAGUCGCUGGAGAAAGGCCGCACCGAGCACUGCGACACGUUCGACAACCCGCCGCUAGGGGCCAGCAACGACUUCGUCGUCAACAUCUUGGAGGUCAUCGGCUUCGCCUGACUUUUUCGUCCGCUGGCCUAUAGCUGGCCGCGAAAAACAAUUUGUGAACGAUUCGCGACAAUUUGUGAACAAUUAGCGACUCGUCGUCAAUCGCUGCAGCCAGUGGGCGACGACUUGCGGCGUCUAACACGAUUAAUGGACCGUUAGAUUGCCCGAACGGCCGUUCUUGCCGUGUUCACACGUGCGACAUUGUUGUUUCUUUUUCCUUUUUUUUUUUCCUUCACGGUGUGACUUUGUGCUGCCGGUGCCAAAACCGCGAAUUGACGUUGGCAGUGUCCCGGCUUGUACGCUGCCCCGCGAAGAUAACGUUGAUUAUAUGUGUUUUAUUUGGUUUAGGUAGUAAUCUACAAAUUUGUGUGUAGGUCUGUGUUUGGUAUGUGCACGUUAGCGAGCCCCGGAUGAAUUGAGUGCAAGUAACACUUCCGGGGAACACGUGGCACCGACCACGUGGCGAUGUCGUCCGCGUGUCACAUUUGUACUUAACGUUUUUGCAUUCUUAUACACGAAUAGUUUCGUAUCAUGGCAGAAAGACCACAUCUAAAAAGCACGUCCUACUAGGUUUUGAUUGAGUAGCAUGCGAUGUGUCGGGUAUUCAAGCGGGUAAUUGCGCAUGCCCCAAUUGUUAAGGGGGCGGAUGUGUCUUUCGGUGAUGGCGUUGCCAGCUCCGGACGCUAUCUUCCGGGACUACGAGAAUUUAGGUUUGUGUAAACUUCAUAGAUGUUCACUUUUAUGAACACUACGGCUCAGAGCGGAGUGCCGCCAAGAAUCAUUGCCGAGCGUCGACCAAUGUUCAGCUGCACUCACUCCUCCCCUCCCUCCAAACAUCGUCCCUCGCAUUUUCGAAUUGAAUUCGUGGAAUGUUUUACGUGUAGUUUUGUGGUAAUCCCUAUUGCUUUACGCAAAGUCGUCGAUCGAGAAAUAAUAACAUUCAGGUGCGCUGAUCGACGUUGCGCAUAUAACUUGAUUGUUUUUUUUUUUUUUUUUUUUUGCACAAGGGUCGCUUAUUUAUGUGUUCCUGCUGUGUAGUUCUCGUGCGUCAGUUGUACCUGAGACCGAGUAAUAAAUCG
Messenger RNA from Rhipicephalus sanguineus (brown dog tick), 2750 nucleotides. RefSeq names its product GTPase-activating protein skywalker. The transcript is spliced from 10 exons. The record is from RefSeq and is a predicted model, not a curated record. Lineage: Eukaryota; Metazoa; Arthropoda; Arachnida; Ixodida; Ixodidae. Bases 1 to 1683 code for a protein of 560 amino acids.